Zootoca vivipara (common lizard) is the source of this 1429-nucleotide messenger RNA. Its product is annotated as peptidoglycan recognition protein 3-like. NCBI's taxonomy places the organism in Eukaryota, Metazoa, Chordata, Lepidosauria, Squamata, Lacertidae. Gene Ontology annotation, molecular function: N-acetylmuramoyl-L-alanine amidase activity; zinc ion binding. Gene Ontology annotation, biological process: peptidoglycan catabolic process. The record is from RefSeq and is a predicted model, not a curated record.
UGCUUCCUCUGGUUUUGUCUCUGUGACUUGAUGGAUCUGCACCAAUCCUAGGGGGUUUCCUAACACUUCCUUAUUAUCCCUCGGUUCACACCCUUGCCACUGCCAGGAUCCACAGCCCGUCGACACUUCGCCCAAGGCUCUUGAUUGGUUUCGACAUUCUGACUUCCCCCACAAUCCUCCGCCUCCCUUUAAAAGGGAGAGAGGUAAAACCUGCAGCUUUUAGAAGGAAGGCUAAGCUCAAACCGGGCACAGGUCUUUAACAGCAAGAUGAUGGCCAGCCAAGAGAUUAUUCUGCUUUUUCUGUGUGCUCUGUCACAAGCUUCAGGGUGCUUCAAACUCAUCACCCCCUCCAGGUGGGGUGCAAAGCCAGCCAACUGCUCUGAACCUUUGAAGGUCCUCCCACCUGAGUACGUUAUCAUCAUCCAUACGGCUCAGAAUCCAUGCAAGACGCAAGCCGAAUGUGCGAGAGAAGUCAGGAAUGCGCAGGAUUAUCACCUGGGCCUCAAAAGGUGGUGCGAUGUGGCCUAUAACUUCCUGAUUGGUGAGGAUGGACUUGUGUAUGAAGGACGCGGCUGGCGCAAUGUUGGAUCUCACACCUACGGCUACAACGAUUUGUCCCUGGGCAUCGCUUUCAUUGGCACCUUCACAGAGAGGUCUCCCAACCAAGCAGCGUGGAAAGCUUUGAAAUGCCUGCUUGACUUCUCUGUCAAGGUCGGGUACCUGUCUCCAGAUUACCUCGUAGUAGCCCACAGCGAUGUCAGUGAUCUUGUUUCUCCAGGAGAGGCGAUCCGUUCGGAAAUUUCCAAAUGGCCCAAUUACAGGCACAACUGAAGACUUCCCCUUUUUUCUUCACUCAUCCGCUGCGUUGCUGGAAGUGUUAGAGAGGAACGAGAGUGACUCCAAGUGAGACCUUGCAACAAAAUGCCACAGUCUGGACUGCAACUGUUGAGGUUUCCAUCCAUUAAGACAUGCCUUUCCCCAGGAUAUUUCAUUUCACCAUUCCCCUGUUUUCCAUUUCCUCUCUCCAAAAGACACUCAUUGUUCAGUGGCCGCUAAGCAUGCUCAGCAGGUACGUACUAUGCUGUUUUUAGGUUUUUAAAUAAAACUCCUCUUAGCGGUUCUCUCAUUAAUGAUCUUUUGCACUUCUGCUAAUUUUGGCAUCUAGAUAUCAGACAUGUCCAACAGGUCAAUCGCAACUUACUGGUUGAUUGUGGGGUGUUCCUGGUUGAUCCUGGUUGGUCUUUUGUCCCCUGGUGAUUUGUAAACCCCUCCCCCCCAAAAAAACCUUGGCUCCCUAAAAAAAAACUCAGCGACUCUGGUCCAUCCUCCAAUGACAAUGGGUAGAUCACUGCCAGUUUUUUAUAUACUAUGAGUAGAUCGCAGUCUCUUGGGAGUUGGAUGUGCCUGCUCUAAGUGGUUGGGAUGCAUC